AGCCCAUCCUCUCCAAAUAAAUGAAAAGCCAGUAACAUAGAGAGACAAGAAGCAUCAAUCAGCCUUGCUCCAUCCGUCCGCCCCACGCGAACCGGCCCAUGCUCCAUCCCACUUCAAGAUCUCCUCGCCAAGCUGUCGUCGCCCAUUUUUAUCGCUGCUUUAAGCACGACGGCGCGACACGAUGAACUCUUCGCAGCUGCCGCUCCACCACCUGCAACCCACUGCUAUUCACCUGCAGACUCUGCCACAGGCCUUUCAGAACCUCGAGGCUAUCUCCCCGGAAGCGAGCGAUGGCUUCUUUCAGCAGCGGUAUACUCAACAUUUGAGCCAGGCGCAUCCGCACGCGACUCCCCAAGCGUUGCAUUUCCAGCAACAUGCGUUACCGCAGAGUCAACCGCACUUUGCGCCGUUUCCGGGAGGAUAUCAGCAGGCGCCGAGGUUUGAGUUGAGCACGGCGCCUCCACCUGUUCCUCCGCCUGCGCCGCCGCACCAACAUAUUCAAGCUCCUCCGAGACGGCAACCACAGUCGCAGAUUUCACCGAUAGCCAGAGCACCGCAGCAGCAGCAGCAGCAGGUGCCGGAGUUCGAGCCAAGGGAUGAAUUUGUAACACUCCCUGUGCAGGGACAAAGCAGAGGGAAUGCGCAGGUCCAAGAUGGAGAUGACGUGGUUAUAUCGAACCAUGGUCAGUUUGAGGGACUGAAGUUGAUUCCUAAUCCGCCGGACUUAGAGGCUUGGAGGGAGAGGUUGUUCCAUGUGGACGAUACCAUUACGCUCACCCAAGAAGAGUUUCAGACAUAUUUCCCGCACGUCGACAACGUUUACUCGCACCGCUCGACGCAAAGACAUAAACGGAAGAGAUUUGUGAGCCAUUACUGGGAUUGCAGGCUCAAGGGAAGACCGCCGGGCACGAAGAAGUCUACGGAUCCAGAGAAGAAGAAAAGGAAGCGGGUAGCCCGCGAACGCGAUCUCUGCGAUGUGAAGAUCAAGAUCACCGAGUACUUCGACGGCGCGGAACUGCUUGAACAAACAGGGCAGCAGCCACCCGGGGAUACGAUAACAUCUCCACUCGAAGCUGCGAGCGGGAAUCAGUUCUUCGGACAGAGUGGGGUUGGGGCAGGUGGUUGGGGCAUGCAGGGCAUGACAGGAGCUGGAGGUGUGAACGUGGGGAUGGCGAUGGGACUGCGGGAGCAGAAGAAGUUUUACACGAUACAAAGAGUUAAUGGGAACGGGGGGAAUGGCAAAGGGGAUGGCGUCGCCGGACCGCACAAACAUACACUGGAGGAGAGCGAUCGGGUUAAGAAAAACAGUGUGCAGAGGUGGUUGAUGCGUAAUGAGAAGGACAGGAAGAGGGUGCAGGGCGGUGAUCCGACCAAGAAGACGUAUCAUAAGAAGGCAACCGGAAAUGCUCUUGUAACGGUCAAGAACCACUCCAAGGAGGAAGAUCUCAAGCUGUUUGGCAGCUGCUUCUGUCCCUUCGUUCAACGUGUCUGGAUCUCCCUAGAGCAUAAACAAAUCCCCUACCAAUAUAUCGAAGUCGACCCUUAUAAGAAACCUCAAUCCCUCCUCGAAGUCAACCCGCGCGGCCUCGUUCCUGCGAUCCGCCAUGGCCCCACCUGGUCCACUCACGAAUCCACCGUCAUCAUGGAGUACUUCGAGGACCUGCACAUGGGGCCCGCUUUGCUCCCCCCAGACCCGCAAACACGCGCUACCUGCCGCCUCUGGUCCGACCAUGUAAACCGCCAGAUAGUGCCUGCUUUCUACCGCCUGCUUCAAGCGCAGGACACCAACGACCAAGUGAACCACGCUUCCGAGCUCAAAACCGAAAUCGGCAAACUGGUCGACGCGGCGGAUGCCACCGGUCCCUUCUUCCUGGGUAAAGAUCUCGGGUUCGUUGAUGUGCAGGUGGCGCCGUGGGUGCUGCGGCUGAAGAGAGUGCUGGGUCCGUAUCGCGGGUGGCCGGAACCAGAGGAGGGGAGUAGGUGGAAGAAGUGGGUCGAUGCUAUUGAGAAUGAGCCCAGCGUGCGGAGGACGACGAGCGAGGAUCAGCUGUAUUUGGAUAGCUAUGAGAGAUAUGCGGAGAAUAGGCCGGGGACGAGUCAGGUGGCUAAUGCGGUUAAUGCGGGGAGGGGCCUGCCUUGAUGGAAACCUGGGGUCGAAGUGGUGAGACUGUGUACAGCAAAGAGUGCGGGAGCGACAUGAGGUAUUGUAGAAUAUAUAUUUUUCAAAUCUUGUAGGGGUAUGGUCCGGGGGAGGCGGAAGCAAGCGACGAUCUGCGCACUUCUACAUGCCUAGCUCUGCGCCCGGAUGAGAUGUUUGGGGCGACCUUUUGUAUGUCUUCUGUUGACCUAUCCAGCGGGAAUCAGUGGGUCGAUCGAACGGCAAGACAUUACUCCUCAUCCG
Molecule: messenger RNA, 2401 nt
Organism: Trematosphaeria pertusa
Lineage: Eukaryota; Fungi; Ascomycota; Dothideomycetes; Pleosporales; Trematosphaeriaceae
Exons: 4
Coding region: 182-2140 (652 amino acids)
Cellular component (GO): cytoplasm
Source: RefSeq, a predicted model, not a curated record